AUGAAGCAAAACCGGAUCCUAAUUCCUCUCUUCUGCGCGGCCGCCGCCUUCUUCACCCUGGCCCUUGUUCACCAGCUGGGCCGCGAGACAGAGCUGUUGCAGCAGCACAUCAAGCCGGGCACUUACCUGCAAGUCAGCGGACCGUCACCGAGGAAUUCAAAGCUGACUCGUGUCCGCCCGCUUCCUCGCCCUGUGCACAGCAAUGCCUCCCGAGACACGAACCAGCAAAGCGCUUCUUUCGAGCAAGUCGCGCUCAAGCACGGCACCGACAAAGUCACCACCCACAGCUAUCAGCACAUGUAUGAAAAAUAUCUUUUGCCUCUCCGAAGCCUGCCCUUAAAGAUGCUGGAAAUCGGGCUUGGCUGCAACAUGGACUAUGGCCCUGGUGCAUCUUACUAUACCUGGCUCGAGUAUUUGCCCAACGUUGAACUGUACUUUAUCGAAUUUGACGCACUGUGUGCAAACAAGUAUCAAGACAAGACGGCCAAUGCCCACGUCUUUGUUGGCGAUCAGGCGGAUGCUGAUUUUCUCGAGCGUUUCGCCGCCGACACGACGGCCCACGGCCUGUUCGACAUCGUGGUUGACGACGGCGGGCACACGAUGGAGCAGCAAAUGACAUCGCUGGAACGUCUAUGGCCAAUCGUCAAGCCCGGGGGGCUGUACGUGAUUGAGGAUCUUCAAACAAGCUAUUGGGUGGACUACGGCGGUGACCCUUCGACUCGAGACCCGGCCAAGCACACAACCAUGAAGUACCUGUACGGGAUCUUGGACGAGUUGAUGGCCAAGAGCGGAUCCAACACCAUCAGCCAUGACUUGCUGUCAGUAGAGUGCAUGGCGGAGAUUUGCACAUUGCAAAAGCAUGGCGAGUGA
Molecule: messenger RNA, 870 nt
Organism: Hirsutella rhossiliensis
Lineage: Eukaryota; Fungi; Ascomycota; Sordariomycetes; Hypocreales; Ophiocordycipitaceae
Product: methyltransferase domain-containing protein
Exons: 2
Coding region: 1-870 (289 amino acids)
Source: RefSeq, a predicted model, not a curated record